AAAUUUUAUCAAUACCGCGGCAGCCAUCUAGUCUUGCUGGCAGUUGCUCGCGAAAAGUUACGCGCCGAACGCCAAACGAUCGACCGGGGGUGUUGCCGAGCAAGCCGAUCGACAAAUCGACGAGGAUUAUCGGAACAAGAAGAGCUCGAGGCGAUCGAUUACGAGCAGCAUGGCUACGGAGGGUGGUUUAGCACCGGAUGCAGCUGCAGGUGCAGGCGCCGGCACCGACGGCAUCGUCGGUGGCCCCAGAACGCCCCAGCAAAUUGCCUCGCAGAAGCGGCUGCAGGCGACGCAAGCGCAAGUCGACGAAGUCGUCGACAUUAUGAAGACAAAUGUGGAGAAGGUCCUCGAGCGCGAUCAAAAACUCUCCGAGCUCGACGAUCGAGCAGAUGCACUUCAACAAGGAGCGUCACAAUUUGAACAACAAGCAGGAAAAUUGAAGAGAAAGUUCUGGCUACAGAAUCUAAAGAUGAUGAUCAUUAUGGGUGUAAUCGGACUCAUUGUACUGGCCAUCAUUGUCGCGAGCGUCACCGGCGGCAGCAAUACGCAAAAUUGAAUGCGAGAGUAAGAGCUAAAGUAAAAUAACAUAACAACUACAGCAACAAUAAAAAGAGAGGUAAAAGGAGAAGAGGAGGAUCAAGAAAGAGAAGGAAGAAACGGCGGCUGAGAAAUUUCCGAAGAGGAGAUGGUUUUUAGAGAGACAGAUCUCGCAAGAUGGAAAUUGUGAUGAGCCGUUGAUGAGCUCUGCCGGAGUUCUCCGCGAACGUAAUCGUCGGAUCGAUCGCGCGCGGGAAUCAAUCGAUCGAUGGUCGGCCUUGGGAUUCAUCGUGGGAAAGGAGGAAGGAUGACAGCGGAUGAUCGGAAGCAGGAAACGUUGAUCCGAGCGGGAACAACGAAGAGAGUCGUCGCGAUGAUCACGGAACUUUCCUGUUAUCCUUCAUAGCGUUUUUUUUUUCCUUUUCCGGAUCGAGUAGAAGAAGUCGAGGGAUCCACGCCGAACCGGCACGAUCUCCAUAUCUCGCAUGGACGAAGGUUGCGUCGGCGAUAAUUAACACGUCCGCUGAUUUCUCGAUCAUUAUUUCAUUGCGUUAUUACUUUAGAUUAUUUUUUAAUUUAAUUGACGUAAAAUUUCAUUAUUACCACGCUCUUUUCGCAACAGUACGUUAUUUUGAGGAACGUUAAUUCAUAUCUUAAGUUUCGGCGAAUGCGAAAUUAAAUUGAAAAUACAGAUAUCUUAAUGGAUUUAAGAUAUCUUAGAUCUAUCUUAGGUCUUAGUCUAAGUCAGAGAUUUUGUUAGAUAAGCGGAAUUAAAACUGAUCCUAUUAAAAUCUCAUAAUAAGAUGAUCUAAACGCAACUGAUUGAUAAGACGAGAUACGUGCAUCGCGCUUUCCUUCGUCCAUCUUCGUUAAUUAAGAUUGUCCGAAAAAAGUUAGAAAAAAAUGAGAAAUACAGAAACAAAUGGUUAUUGUAAACAAAGAAGCGAAAAGUUCGUAAAAAAAAAGAGGAAAAAUUCGUUAUAGCA
Messenger RNA from Atta colombica, 1523 nucleotides. RefSeq names its product vesicle-associated membrane protein 2 (gene nSyb). Lineage: Eukaryota; Metazoa; Arthropoda; Insecta; Hymenoptera; Formicidae. Gene Ontology annotation, molecular function: SNAP receptor activity; syntaxin binding. Gene Ontology annotation, biological process: vesicle-mediated transport; vesicle fusion. Bases 170 to 556 code for a protein of 128 amino acids. The transcript is spliced from 5 exons. Gene Ontology annotation, cellular component: SNARE complex; plasma membrane. The record is from RefSeq and is a predicted model, not a curated record.